AUGCCCCGUUCUUCUCGCACAGGUGACUUGGUAUACGAUCCUGAGGUUGAGAAGGCAGCACGUAGGCGAAGGCAAGAGACCAAGAGACAAAAAGAAGGGUACUCAUUUUCUGAAAACGAGUCAAUAGAAGACGAAUUGAGCAUGGCCAACACCCAGACAUUACGGGAGCUGGCUACCCCAGAACUGACUCAUCAGCCCUUGUGCAUCACGUUCCCAACUCUGGCUGAGAAUACCUCAUUCGAGUUGAAAUCGGGGUUGAUUCAACUCCUACCUUCGUUCCAUGGCCUUUCUGGUGAGGAACCCCACAAACAUAUCAAGGAAUUCGAAGUGGUUUGCUCUAGCAUGAAACCCCCUGCGGUCACCGAAGAGCAAAUACGACUCAGGGCUUUCCCUUUCUCUCUCAAGGAUGCAGCGAAGGAUUGGCUAUACUACCUACCUGCAGAAAAAUUUUUUCCCGCAUCCCGGGUUGCGAGUUUGAGAAAGGAAAUAUGCAGUAUCAAGCAGUACUCCGGGGAAUCAUUGUACGAUUAUUGGGAAAGGUUCAACAAGUUGUGCAAGGGAUGCCCACAGCAUCAGAUUAGCGAACAACUGUUGAUCCAGUACUUCUAUGAAGGGCUCCAGUCAACUGACAGGGGUAUUAUUGACGCUGCGAGUGGAGGAGCCCUGGCGAACAAAACACCGAGGGAAGCAUGGGACCUUAUUGAAGCCAUGGCAGAAAACUCUCAGCAGUUCGGCUUCCGUGAGAACACUCCUACCCGUAGAGUCAAUGAAGCAGAGACGUCAUCCAUCCAGCAGCAACUGUCAGAGUUGACGUCUGCUGUCAGGCAAUUGGCCAUGAGAGACACACCGCGAGCAAAGGUGUGUGGAAUCUGCACUAGCAUGGACCACUGCACGGAUUUGUGCCCCAUUUUGCAAGAGAACGGGGCGGAACAGGUAAAUAUGGCCGGAGGCGUGCCCGCGCCCCGCAGGCAGUAUGACCCGUAUUCCAACACAUACAACCCCGGUUGGAGAGACCAUCCCAACCUCAGUUAUGGGAAAAGGCAACAAGGUUCAUUCCCGAAUCGUCCACCAGGAUUCCACCAGCCUUGGCAACCAAAAUCUCAACCCUCAUCCUCCAAUUCAGAGAGUUCCUUGGAGGAUCUAGUCAAGAACCUGGCCACGACUACUACUAACCUGGUCACGACUACUACACAACUUCAAGAGGAGAUCAGAUCAUUGGCCGCGAAAACCGAGCAGCUCCAGCAGGGCACCAAAGCUGACAAGAAGGACCAAGAUGUUCGAAUAAGUCAACUGGCAACUGCCAUCAACCGCUUGGAAUCUCACGUUUAUGGGAAACUGCCAUCGCAGCCCCAGGAAAAUCCCAAGAAUGUAAGCGCCAUGACACUGAGGAGUGGGAAGGAGUUGGAAGGGGCUAAAGGGAAAAAUUCGAAAAGCAAAAGUGAGGAGGAGAUAGAAAAGGAGAUUGAAGAGGAAGGGCGCAUUCGCGAAGAGCCUAAGGUACCCAAGUACGCAAAGUUCUUGAAAGACUUGUGCGUUAACAAAAGAAAGCUAAGGGGUGAUGAAAGAGUGAUGGUAGGAGAGAAUGUAUCAGCUGUACUUCAAAGGAAACUCCCACCCAAAUGCGGAGAUCCAGGACCUUUAAAAGAAACGGGGAUAAUAAUUCAAUUGGCUGAUCGUACAUGUGCUUACCCGGAUGGGAUAGUUGAGGAUGUUUUAGUGCAAGUAGAUGGAUUAAUUUUUCCUGCUGAUUUUUACGUGCUUUACAUGGAUGAUAGAAGUGCCCCGAAUCCAUCACCCAUUAUAUUAGGAAGACCAUUUUUGAGUACUGCCCAGACUAAAAUUGAUGUUAGUAAGGAAUUUUCUAAGUUUGCUUGUAGGGGUAGAUUCAAGGUUGCUACGAACAAGUCCUAUAGGAUGAAAGCAAUUCAUGAGGAGAUUAGUGGUUAG
This is a messenger RNA of Coffea arabica (coffee), 1947 nucleotides long. The record is from RefSeq and is a predicted model, not a curated record. NCBI's taxonomy places the organism in Eukaryota, Viridiplantae, Streptophyta, Magnoliopsida, Gentianales, Rubiaceae.